Molecule: messenger RNA, 2704 nt
Organism: Hemicordylus capensis (graceful crag lizard)
Lineage: Eukaryota; Metazoa; Chordata; Lepidosauria; Squamata; Cordylidae
Gene: IRF2BP1
Product: interferon regulatory factor 2 binding protein 1
Exons: 3
Coding region: 679-2481 (600 amino acids)
Biological process (GO): regulation of transcription by RNA polymerase II
Cellular component (GO): nucleus
Molecular function (GO): transcription corepressor activity
Source: RefSeq, a predicted model, not a curated record
GAAACUGGAUUAACCCUUUAGGGUUAACUGAUCUUCCCCCCACUGGAAGAAAUUAAGAAAAAAUUCCAAACUGGGUGGGGGCAGCUAGGAUCCCUGGGCUCUGAUUUCAGAAUGUGAGAAUCGGAAUAUCUGGGAUGUAUGCAGAAGUUGGGAACUGACUGCUUUAGGAGUGGGCAAAGCUGGGGCAGUGCUGGAUUCGAUUUCUGCUUCCAGGUGGGAGAAAAGAGGGAGGGAGAUAGUUUAGUGGUUGCAGACAGCCAGUGGUCGCUGCAAGGCGGCCUUGGAUGCUGCCUUUAAAAAUAGUCAUUCAGUACUAUAUCUUUAGCUCCAGAGGGCAGGGGAGGCUUUAUGGAAUUUGGUCUAUGCCCUGUUCUACUUGGGGAGAGGGGCCGUCAUCGCAUGGGGUUGUAAUGGCUGCAAGAACUCUGCACAAGAAGAGUUUGCCAAACAGAGGCUACAGGAGUCUUCCCUGUUAAAGUUAAGGGCCUUCCAGCAGGACGCCACCGCAGGGCAUCAGUUCCCUUUAAGACUUUUCCCCGCCAGCCUAGAGGACUACAUCUCCCAGCAGGCCUUGUAGCGGAGUUAUGUGUAAACAAGGCCUCCUCCCGCAGCCAUCCAGGGGGCACACUAGGAGACAGACGGGCAGGCAGACAGACAGACAGACAGACGGACGCCAAGAUGUCUUCGGCGCAGACGUCCCGCAGACAAUGGUGCUACUUGUGUGACCUGCCCAAGAUGCCCUGGGCCAUGAUCUGGGACUUCAGCGAGGCCGUGUGCAGGGGCUGCGUCAAUUUCGAAGGGGCAGACCGCAUCGAAUUCCUCAUCGAGACGGCCAGGCAGCUCAAGAGGAACCACGUCAUGCAAGAGGGACGCUCCCCGGGGCCUCAAGGCGUCAAGCAUGCCAAGGACGGCGGGGCAGCCGCUCUGGAGCGAUACGAGCGAGGCCGCCUCUCCGGCGACUACACCCUCAGCCCACGCUUGCCCAACGGCCUGGCACGUGCCACUGACGAAGGUGAGGGCAGCCGGCAGAGCCCCACCACCCGGCGGGCGCUCGUCGGACCUGUGCCGCCCAGCCUGGUGCCGCAGGGGCUGAUGGGAGGCCCCCAGGGCCUGUUGGCCGCCGUGUCUGGCCUGGGGGGUCGCCCCGGGUCCCUGGCCAUGGCGUCGCCCAUUCUGGGGGAGCUGGGGAAGCCGCCCCGGGCAGCCUACGGGGAUUACGAGAAGGAGAGGCAGCGCAACGCCGAGUGCCUGGCUGAGCUGAAUGAGGCCAUGCGCGGGCGCAGCGAGGAGUGGCACAGCAAGCCCAAGCCCGUGCGCGAGCAGCUGCUGGCACUCUACGGCUGCGCCCCCUUCAACGUGCGCUUCAAGAAGGACCACACGCUGGUUGGGCGGAUUUUUGCCUUCGACGCGGCCCCCCGGCCUGGCUACGAAUACGAACUGAAGCUCUUCACCGAAUACCCGUGCGGUUCCGGCAACGUCUACGCCGGCGUGUUGGGUGUGGCCAAGCAGAUGUUCCAGGACUGCCUCAAGGACCCUGGCAAAGUCAUCUCGUCCGGUUACAAAUACCUGGAGUAUGAGAAACGCCAUGGCUCUGGCGACUGGCGCCUCCUUGGGGAACUCUUCACCGAAGGCGUGCGCUUCUUUAGAGAGUCCCCGGCACCAGAUGCCCUGCCUCAGCAGUUCCUAGACAGCAAUUGUGCCAUGCCGCCCAGCCUCCUGCUGCGGUCUGUGCCUCCACCCCGGGCUGUCAUGCGGAGACGCAAGGCCUCCCCUGAGCCAGAGGGCGAAGUGACAGGCAAACUGACCGGCGAGGAACAACAGCAGAGGCAGCACUGGCUGCCCCAAGGAUCUGGCGGCAUCUACCCAUCAGGCAUGGCCCACUUGCCAGGCACUGCAGGCCAAGGGCCCUUGCCUGAGGGCUCCCUGAGAAAUGACCCCUCUCCCAUCACUGCUCUCAAGAACGUGGCUGAUACGCUGGGGAACAAGGAGGUCAACCCGGUCCACUCCACCACUGCCCGACAAAACAGCGCCAGUCCAGCGUCGCCUGCCGCCUCAGGGCAACACCGGCUGGUGCCUCGCAAUGGUGAGCCGGGCCAAGCCGCCGCCGCCACCACCACCUCCUCCUCCUCCUCCUCUUCCUCCUCUGGGGCCCACUCGUCUGGAGGCAUGGAGCCCAGCGGCACGCAGAGCGUCCCCGACUCCUCAGGAGGUGCCAGCAGUGCCCCGCUCUGCUGCACCAUCUGCCACGAGCGGCUGGAGGAUACCCACUUUGUCCAGUGCCCUUCGGUGCCCGGGCACAAGUUCUGUUUCCCUUGUUCCCGGGAUUUCAUUAAAGCCCAAGGAGCAGCUGGAGAGGUCUAUUGCCCCAGCGGUGAGAAAUGUCCCCUCGUGGGGUCCAAUGUCCCCUGGGCCUUCAUGCAGGGCGAGAUCGCCACCAUCUUAGCCGGAGACGUGAAAGUAAAAAAGGAGCGCGACCCAUGAGAAGGGGGAGCAGCCCAGAUCCGGGACGUCGUAACAGGGGGUGCCCAUCUGCCCCUCACCCUUCUCCCCUCUGCUGUGGCAGUGACUGGAAUUAGUAACUUAUUCCCCACCCGACGCCCUCUUGAACCUGCUGUGGACUGGGGCACUGUAUAUAAAUCUAUUUUUUAAAUAAUAUUUCCAUAGCCAGCUUAUAUAUGAAGCCACAUCUACGUAACCUACUACG